GGUCAGGCGUCGAGAGAUCGACUGACUGCCCUCGCAAUCCUGUUCAUUCUGAUCGUUCAAUGGCCUCGCCAUCGUUUCUUCGUUUAUUGUUCGAUUCUUCAAGUCGGGGGUUCGGUUCUUCCGGUUUCUCCAGCCGUUCGAUCAAUUCUUCUUCGGUUCUUUGUCCUCUCGGCAGUUUGUCCCCGUGUUGCCGUCUCACGGUCGAUCCAAUUCAGUCAGUUCAAUUCCUCGCUUCUCCCAGCCGUUGGUCCCCACGUCGCUGGCACGCGGUCGAAGUUUGCAGCUGCAAGGGUGUCUGCGUCGACUGCCAGUAGUAGACGCGCCAGACCGUUCCCUGAAGCCGUAGAAAAGGUAAAGAAAGAGUAG
Molecule: messenger RNA, 366 nt
Organism: Rasamsonia emersonii CBS 393.64
Lineage: Eukaryota; Fungi; Ascomycota; Eurotiomycetes; Eurotiales; Trichocomaceae
Exons: 1
Source: RefSeq, a predicted model, not a curated record